AUGGCAGGGAGAUGUUUGAACGGCUUGCCAGUAGUACUGGAAGGCUUCACCAGGCUGACCCUCUGCAGCUCAAUGCGCCACUCAUUUCCAACUCUAAUCGACCAUCACGCACUAACACAUCCGAAUGUCCGUUUCUGGGAACAGGCCGAUUUUCAGAAGUGGUGUGACACUCCUGCGGGUCAAGGUCACCACUCUUCACACACAAACCUGGUCUAUCUUGAAGACGAAAAUGGCCGCACGGUCUCGUCACGAACAAUCAAAGCCAUACGAAGGGUGCUCCGUGGUGGCUGGAGCGAGCUUGUUACUCGCAAGAUCGCCCCGCAUUCUUGGGGUAAACUAUCAGCAUCUGGAAGACAAUUGAUCCAUAACUUCAUGGAGAACGAGUUUCCCCUUUUCAAACUUGCUAACAACGGAUGGAAACUAGAUCACCUUGCUACUACGACAUACCCUGCCUGGCGCCGAAACAAUCUUGACACCAAUUGUGACUGGAAGUCAGGCGGUAACAUCAAAAAGGAGGACGAUAACGAUGACAUCGAUAACAAAUGUGCUGAGAGUGAUGGAGAAGGCAUUACUCCUACUUCAAAAACACAUCAUGUCAUGUCCCUAUUGUCCCCAUCUCCACCCACCUGCUCUCAGAUCUCUGACGCCUGCUCUCAAAUCUCCGUUGCUUGCUCUCAGAUCUCCGUCGCCUGCUCUCGAAUAUGUGUCGCUUGCUCUCAAAUCUCCAAUGCCUGCUCUCCGAUCUCUGUCGCCUGCUCUCCGAUCUCCGUCGCCUGCUCUCCGAUCUCCAUCGCCUGCUCUCGAAUAUGUGUCGCUUGCUCUCGAAUCUCUGCCGCCUGCUCUCAAUCUCUGACUCCUGCUCUCGAAUCUCCAAUGUCUGCUCUCAAAUCUCCGGCGCCUGCUCUCGAAUCUCCGAUGUCUGCUCUCGAAUCUCCAACGCCUGCUCUUGGAUCUCCAUUGCCUCUCAUUCAGUCAAUCGCAACUGUGGAUGCUAUUACUUCACUCGAUGCUGUGUCUAAUGCAGACAAGAAUAUCCCUACCGAAAGCCAAACGAUUCCUGCACCAAAACCUGUUAAAAUUACGAUUAUGAAUCCACUUUCCCACCACCUCCAUCUCCCACCAGUAGUAGUCAAUCCUGUGCUCGGGUGCGCAGUCCAAAAGGCGACCACAAGCACUGCUGAGCCAUUGUCGAAGCCAAAGAAAGCCAAGGGGAAGAUGCGUCCAAGUCAAACAAAGAAUGGACGUAACUUAUAUCAAACGAAUGGGACGACUGACGAGUUUGGUGUAUAUUAUAUGGGCCUUGCUGAGAAUCAGCGCACGGCUUACGAUAAAGAGGCUGCUGAACUUGUUGCCACCGACAAAUGGGACAAGACUGUCGGGCAAGGCGAGAUGUACUAG
Molecule: messenger RNA, 1398 nt
Organism: Suillus subalutaceus
Lineage: Eukaryota; Fungi; Basidiomycota; Agaricomycetes; Boletales; Suillaceae
Exons: 7
Coding region: 1-1398 (465 amino acids)
Source: RefSeq, a predicted model, not a curated record